Molecule: messenger RNA, 4881 nt
Organism: Cucurbita pepo subsp. pepo (vegetable marrow)
Lineage: Eukaryota; Viridiplantae; Streptophyta; Magnoliopsida; Cucurbitales; Cucurbitaceae
Source: RefSeq, a predicted model, not a curated record
AUGGCGUCUCCUGCAAUCAUGGAGAGAGUACCCUCAAUAGUAUCAUUUUCUCCUCCCAAACAAAACUACGACGUAUAUAUCAGCCACCGAGCCAAAGACACCGGCAGCGGUUUCGCCGCCGAUCUCCACAAAGCUCUGACGGCUCAAGGAAUCGUAGUUUACAGAGACGAGAACGAGAACGAGAACGAAGGUAAGAUGCUAACGGAGAAGCUGACAGCGAUCGAAGAAUCGAGGUCAUCGAUCGUGGUUUUCUCGGAGAACUAUGGGGAUUUAGUUUCGAUGAAGGAAUUGGCGAAGAUUGGAAUGUAUAAGGAGGUGAGGGAUCAGUUGGUUCUUCCAAUAUUUUACCAAAUAGAUCCAGCCCAUGUGAGGAAGCAAAAGGGGAACUUUGAGAAGCCGUUUAUAGAACAUGAAGAGAAUGUUGGGUUUGAAGAAGUUCAAAGCUGGAGGGAUUCUAUGUUCGAAGUUGGUAAUUUGUCUGGAUGGCAUCUCCAAGAACAACAGAAAGAAGAAGAGACCAUCAAUGAAGUUGUGAAGCAUGUCUUCAACAAAUUACGACCCGACUUGUUUCGAUACGAUGACAAAUUGGUCGGAAUCAGCUCAAGAUUACACAAAGUAAAUAUGCUUUUAGGAAUAGGUUUAGAUGACAAGCGUUUUGUUGGAAUAUGGGGAAUGGGUGGAAUUGGUAAGACCACCAUCGCUAGAAUCAUUUACAAAAGUGUAUCCCAUUUGUUCGAAGGAUGUUACUUUCUAGACAAUGUCAAAGAAGCUUUAAAGAACGAAGGCUUAGCUUCAUUACAAGAGAAGCUUCUAACAGGCACCCUAAUGAAAAGAAACAUAGAGAUCCCUGAUUGUGAUGGAGCUACAUUGAUCAAGAGACGAAUAAGCAAUCUAAAAGCUCUUAUAAUCCUCGACGAUGUCAAUCAUAUAAGCCAGCUCGAGCAAUUAGCAGGCGAUUAUGAUUGGUUCGGACCAGGUAGCCGAGUCAUCGUCACGACACGAGACGAACAUCUCCUGAUAUCGCACGGUAUCGAAAGACGAUACAACGUCGAAGGGCUUAAUAUUGAUGAAGCUCUUGAGCUAUUUUCACAAAAGGCAUUUAGAGAAGAUCAUUCAAAGAAGGGGUUUUUUGAUCUUUCAUGCAAAGUUGUAGACUAUUGUGGAGGGCUUCCAUUGGCUAUUGAGGUUCUUGGAUCAGCUUUACGUGAUAAACCAAUGAAGGAUUGGGAGAAUGCUGUGGCUAAGUUGAAGGAUGUUCGUGGUAUGGAAAUUCUUGAAAAGUUGAAGAUAAGUUAUUAUAUGUUAGAGAAGAGUGAACAAAAGAUUUUUCUAGACAUUGCAUGUUUUUUCAAGAGGAAGAGUAAGAGACAAGCAAUUGAAAUUCUUCAAAGCUUUGGAUUUCUAGCUGUUCUUGGGCUAGAAAUAUUGGAGGAGAAGUCUCUUAUUACUACACCACAUGAUAAGAUUCAAAUGCAUGAUUUGAUUCAAGAAAUGGGUCAAGAGAUUGUUCGACAAAACUUCCCGGAUGAGCCCGAGAAACGAAGUAGGUUGUGGCUUCGUGAGGACGUGAAUCUCGCUCUUAGCCGUGAUCAGGGAACAGAAGCAAUUGAAGGCAUAAUGAUGGAUUUGGAUGAAGAGGGAGAGUCACACUUGAAUGCCAACUCCUUUAAGGCAAUGACCAAUCUUAGAGUAUUGAAACUCAACAAUGUUCAUCUUUCUCAAGAUCUUGAGUACCUCUCCGACCAGCUAAGGUUCCUCAAUUGGCAUGGAUACCCUUUGAAGUUCUUACCAUCAAAUUUCCACCCCACAAACCUAUUGGAGCUUGAGCUUCCUAGUAGCUCAAUUCACCAACUAUGGAAGGAUUCAAAGAGAUUCGAUACAUUGAAAGUUAUAAACCUAAGUGACUCCAAAUUCCUUUCCAAAACCCCUGAUUUUUCCAGGGUUCCAAAUCUUGAAAGAUUAGUCUUGAGUGGUUGUGUAAGUUUAUACCAAUUACACCAAUCUUUAGGGUCUCUAAAGCAUCUGAUUCAAUUGGAUCUCAAAGAUUGCAAGCAAUUAUCAAACAUUCCCUUCAAUAUUUCCUUAGAAUCUCUCAAUAUUUUGGUGCUUUCAGGCUGUUCAAGCCUCAAAAACUUCCCAAAAAUCUCAGGAAACAUGAACAAUCUAUUAGAGCUUCAUUUAGAUGGAACAUCCAUUAAGGUUUUGCAUCAAUCAAUAGGUCAUUUGACAGGACUUAUGAUAUUAAAUCUCAAAAAUUGCACCAAUCUUGUUAAACUUCCAAGCACUAUUGGCUGUUUGACAUCAUUGAAGAUACUCAAUUUGCAUGGCUGCUCCAAAAUUGAUAGCAUUCCGGAGAGCUUAGGCAAUAUUUCUUGCUUGGAGAAGCUUGAUGUUACAAGUACUUGUAUAACUCAAGCUCCAUUGUCUCUUCAACUCUUGACAAAUCUUGAAAUUUUAAAUUGUCAAGGUUUGUCUCGUAAAUUCAUUCACUCAUUAUUUCCUUGUUGGAAUCUCUCUCGAAAAUUUUCAAAUUCUCAAGGGUUGAAAUUGACCAAUUGCUUUAGUUUUGGUUGUUCUUUGAGGGUUUUGAAUCUAAGUGAUUGUAAUUUGUGGGAUGGAGAUUUGCCUAAGGAUCUUCGUAGCUUGUCUUCUUUGCAAAUUCUUCAUCUAAAUCAAAAUCAUUUCACCAUAUUGCCUGAAAGUAUUUCUCAUCUUGUGAAUUUGAGAGAUUUGUUUUUGGUUGAAUGUUCGAAUCUUCGAUCUUUGCCAAAGCUUCCACUUAGUGUUAGAGACGUGGAAGCAAGGGAUUGUGUUUCGCUCGAAGAAUAUUACAAUCAAGAGAAACAUAUUCCUUCGAGUGAAAUGGGGAUUACUUUUAUUCGUUGUCCGAUAUCCACUGAACCAGCUGGAAGCUACAAAAUUGAUAAGCUUGGUCUUUCUGCUAUUCAUCUAAGGACAAUGUCUCAACGAUACAUCGAGGUACUCACAUGGCAACAAGAAAAGUAUUUUUUUGUGAUUCCCUAUCCAAACUUCAUAGCAUGCUUUGAUGAUAAAAGAUAUGGAUGUUCAAUCACAGCCCAUUGUCCACCAGAUUACAUAUCUGAAGAAAAUGCAAGAAUUGGCAUUGCUUUAGGGGCUACUUUUGAGAUCCAAAACAAUCAAUGGAACGAGAAUUCAAAGAUUACUUGUGAUUUCAUAAUCCGAAUGGAAACAGAUGAAUGCCCUUUGAAAUCAGCCCUAGUUUUUGAGGGAAACAAAGAUGAAUUGCAAUCACCUGUGGGGCUUGUGGUGAAAUGGUGUGGUGCAUCGAUAAUCUAUGAACAAAAUGCUGGGAGUUUUAUUGGGAAGAUUAUCAAAGCCCUUUUCGGAUCUCCGGGAAAAUAUCAUACGUCGAUUGUUGAUCAUAUUUUGAAUCGUCAAAAUCGUGUUGAUGUUUCUAGUUUGGUGGAUGGUGGAGCUCGUUACAAGACUUCGUGGUUAAAUGCGUUGCAAAGGACAAUUGGAUCAUUUCCAAGACUUCGAGCUAGUAAACCACCACCGGAAGCUAUAGAAGAUGGUUCCACUAGUAUGAUUGCAGCUGCUGAGGCCGAGGAAACUGAAAGCGAUUACUCUAUCAUGUUAAAACGAAACCUCAAAGCAAUGCUUCUAAGAACUUUUGAGGACCUGAAGCUUUAUGGUGAAUACUACGUUUUCCCUCGAAAAGAAAUCUCAAGAAGUUGGUUCAAUCUUCAACUAAAGAAGCCAAAAGUCACAAUCAAAAUACCUCCAAAUUUGCACAAGGAUAAGAAGUGGAUGGGGUUAGCCUUUUUUGUAGUAUUUGCAGUGGACAAGAACUCACCAAAUGCUCAUUCCUUCUCAUAUCAAGUGGAAAAUGAUGAAUACACAAUGCAACGUGAAUCAAUUCUUUACUUAACUAAAGGAUUGUUCGAUGAUUCUCAUCAACUUUGGGUGUUUUUCGAGCCUCGAGCGGUUUAUCCAUAUCGAUUGAAUCAAUGGAGGCAUCUUUGUGUUUCGUUCGUAUGCAAUAAUAACUCGUCCUUGAAGGCUGUUGUUUGUGGUGCACGUCUAGCUUAUAAACAUGAUGUUGAAGGGCUUAUCAACACAAUGAUAAACAAUGUGAUGGGUUCGCCAGCUGAUUUGCAUGAAUUUUAUGAUCAAGUUUCUGUUGAAUCCAUGAUAAGGAUGAUACAUUUUCAUAAGUAUGAUCCAAAGCAAAAAGAAGCUGAAGGGGAAGAUGAUUUGUGUUUGGAAGAGUUGAUAGAGGAACACAAUUCAAAUGGUUAUCCUCAAGAUUCAACUCUUACUUCAAAUGCAAUGGAAAGGAACCACCUUUUGGAGCUCAAAGAAACAAUUCCUUCUUUCCUUCAAAAGGAUUUAAAGGAUCGAUUCGGCACAACAUUCGACUUCGUUAUUCCAAGACGAAACAUUCCCGAGUGGUUUAAUCAACAAUCUGAAAAGAAUCAAACAGCCAUCCAAUUGCCUCCAAGUUUAUAUACUAAUAGUGAUUGGAUGGGGUUUGCAGUUUGCGCACUUUUCCAAAUCAACAAGCAUCCAACGGCAAUUCUCAACAAUCUUCGUUCAAUUUCAAGGCAUGAACUUCUUUGCCAAUUUGCAGUUGAGAAUGGAGUAAUCCAUCCAAUUCACAUUCAUACUAUCACUGAGGACAGAUUCAUUUGGCUACAUGAACGACAAUUCCUUUGGCUCUAUUACAGCCCAAGACAGACAUAUGGCAACAUUCUUCGUCAUAGGUCUCAUAUUUGGGCUACUAUUGAAGCUGAUACACCAGACAUGACUGUACGAGGUUGUGGACUUCAGCUAGUGUACAACCAAGAUGUGGAAAGGAUUGACAAGAUAUUGAUGGAAGCCAUAGAAUCAUAUUAA